Molecule: messenger RNA, 738 nt
Organism: Acanthisitta chloris (rifleman)
Lineage: Eukaryota; Metazoa; Chordata; Aves; Passeriformes; Acanthisittidae
Gene: APOLD1
Product: apolipoprotein L domain containing 1
Exons: 1
Coding region: 1-738 (245 amino acids)
Biological process (GO): lipoprotein metabolic process; lipid transport
Cellular component (GO): membrane; extracellular region
Molecular function (GO): lipid binding
Source: RefSeq, a predicted model, not a curated record
AUGGAGAGAAACAGUGAUGCUGUUCCACAAACGCUAGACCCCACACACCACUUCCACAUAGCACUGCUGGAUCAGAGACAGAAGCUGCAUGGCCAAAUUGCUCACCUUCACAAGGUAGCUCAUAAACUCAACAAGCUCCGCAAAAGGUCUGUGAUUGCCAACGUCAGCGGGAGCACCCUGACUGCUGCAGGGGCAGUCACAGCCAUCCUGGGUCUGUCCCUGAGCCCGGCCACACUCGGAGCCUCUCUUCUGGCAUCAGCUGUGGGUCUGGGCCUGGCCACUGCUGGGGGAACCAUCAGCAUCACUUCUGACCUCUCCUUAGUGCUCUGCAAUUCUCGGGAGGUGAGGAAGGUGCAGGAAAUUGCAAUGACUUGUAGGAAACAGAUGAGGGAAAUCCUCGGCUGCCUGGAGUUCCUUCGCCGGGGGCAGGGCCCAGGGGACCCUACACUGCGCCAGUCAGAGAAGAGAGCCUCCAUCUCCCUGUACAACUCUGUCUGCUUCAUGGUCUUCUGUGGCUCCCACAGCUUCCUCGUGCCAGAAUACACACAGGAGGUCACGAAAGUAAGCCAGGCUGUGCUGAAGGCCAAAAUCCAGAAGCUGGCUGCCAACCUCGAGACCUGCACCAGGGCAAUGGAUGAAGUCUGUGACCUUCUUGAGUCCAGAACAGAGCUUUCCCCAUGCAAGAGACUCAACUUGGAUACUAAAACCACCACUGAGAUUGUAAAACCAUCCAGCUGA